Artibeus jamaicensis (Jamaican fruit-eating bat) is the source of this 339-nucleotide messenger RNA. RefSeq names its product 60S ribosomal protein L29-like. Gene Ontology annotation, biological process: cytoplasmic translation. The transcript has a single exon. The coding region runs from base 1 to 339 and encodes 112 amino acids. Gene Ontology annotation, molecular function: structural constituent of ribosome. The record is from RefSeq and is a predicted model, not a curated record. Lineage: Eukaryota; Metazoa; Chordata; Mammalia; Chiroptera; Phyllostomidae. Gene Ontology annotation, cellular component: cytosolic large ribosomal subunit; ribosome.
AUGGCCAAGUCCAAGAACCACACUUGUACAACCAGUCUCGAAAAUGGCAGAAACGGCAUCAAGAAACCCGAAUCACAAAGACACAAAUCUCUUAAGGGGGUAGAUCUCAAGUUUCUGAGGAACAUGAACAACAAAAAAGGGCCUGGAGAAGAUACAGACCAAAGCCACGAGUACACAUGCCAAGCUAUUAAGGCCCUGAUGAAACCCAAGGAGGUCAAGCUCAAGAUCCCAAAGGGUGGCACCUGCAAGCUUAAUCGACUUAUCUACAUUGUUCACCCAAAGCUUGGGAAAUGUGCUCAUGCCCACAUUGCCAAGGGUCUCAGGCUCUGCUGGCAUUAA